Exophiala spinifera is the source of this 2997-nucleotide messenger RNA. RefSeq names its product plasma-membrane proton-efflux P-type ATPase. Gene Ontology annotation, cellular component: plasma membrane. Gene Ontology annotation, molecular function: P-type proton-exporting transporter activity; ATP binding; ATP hydrolysis activity. Bases 1 to 2997 code for a protein of 998 amino acids. Gene Ontology annotation, biological process: regulation of intracellular pH; proton export across plasma membrane. NCBI's taxonomy places the organism in Eukaryota, Fungi, Ascomycota, Eurotiomycetes, Chaetothyriales, Herpotrichiellaceae. The transcript is spliced from 3 exons. The record is from RefSeq and is a predicted model, not a curated record.
AUGGCGGACCACGAAAAGGACCUCGAGAACGGCGAUCCCAAGCGCGAGAGAAUCUCGUUCGCCGACGGAUGGGAUCCCGAUAAGGAUGAGGGUGAAUAUGCCAACCUCAUCCGAUUCAUCUCGACCUACCGUGAUCGCAGAUUCAGCAAGGCUCCUUCGCAGGUCUCCAAGGAGGAUGCAGCUGAUGCCUCCCAACCAAAGAAGCGACCAUUCUACAAGAGGUGGUUCACAAACGGCAGCGGCGAAGGCGAUCUCUACCAAGUCCCUGAAGAAUGGCUCAACACCGACAUCAAGCAGGGUUUGACAACGGCUCAGGUCGAGGAGCGAAGAAGGAAGACUGGAUACAACGAGUUGACAACUGAGAAGGAGAACAUGUUCCUCAAGUUCCUCGGAUAUUUCAAAGGUCCCAUUCUCUACGUGAUGGAACUUGCUGUCCUGUUGGCGGCUGGUCUGCGUGACUGGAUUGAUUUUGGUGUCAUUAUUGGUAUCUUGAUGCUCAACGCCGUCGUCGGUUGGUACCAGGAGAAGCAAGCUGCGGAUGUUGUUGCCAGCUUGAAGGGUGACAUUGCCAUGAAGGCUGAAGUUGUUCGUGACGGCCAAGAACAAGAGAUCAAGGCCCGUGAACUCGUCCCUGGUGAUAUUCUCAUUCUAGAGGAAGGUGCCGUUGUUGCGGGUGAAUGUCGCCUGAUCUGCCCCUACGACAACACAGCUCUUUUCGAGGAAUACAAGGAAAUGGUCAACGACCCAGAGGGUUACCACUCCAAGAACCACACUGACUCUGACGACGAUGAGGAGCACCACGUUGGCGCCUCCAUCGUUGCCACUGAUCAGUCGGCCAUUACCGGAGAAUCUCUCGCUGUCGACAAGUACAUGGGAGACAUCUGUUACUAUACCACCGGUUGCAAGCGAGGCAAGGCUUACGCUGUCGUUACCGAAUCUGCUCGUGGUUCUUUCGUCGGUAAGACUGCUUCCUUGGUCCAAGGUGCUACCGAUUCUGGUCACUUCAAAGCCGUCAUGGACUCCAUCGGAACAGCCUUGUUGGUUUUGGUCGUUUUCUUCAUCCUCGCCGCAUGGAUCGGUGGUUUCUUCCACAACAUCAAGAUUGCGACUCCCGAGGACAGCUCCGUCACCCUUCUCAGCUACGCUCUUAUCCUUCUUAUCAUCGGUGUGCCUGUCGGUCUUCCCGUCGUCACUACCACCACUCUGGCUGUCGGUGCUGCUUAUCUCGCCAAGCAGAAGGCUAUCGUCCAAAAAUUGACUGCCAUUGAGUCCCUGGCCGGUGUUGAUGUUCUUUGCUCCGACAAGACUGGUACUUUGACUGCCAACCAACUGACCAUCCGUGAGCCUUACGUCGCUGAAGGCGAAGACGUCAAUUGGAUGAUGGCUUGUGCGGCUCUGGCCUCCUCCCACAACCUCAAGGCUCUUGAUCCUAUCGACAAGAUCACUAUCCUGACUCUGAAGAGAUACCCUAAGGCUCGUGAGAUCCUUCAACAAGGCUGGAAGACAGAGAAGUUCAUGCCUUUCGACCCUGUGUCCAAGCGUAUCACUACCAUCUGUACUCUCAAGGGUGAGCGCUGGUCAUUCUGCAAGGGUGCGCCCAAGGCCGUCCUGUCUAUUGCUGAGUGCGACGAGGCUACUGCGAAGCACUACCGUGACACCGCGGCUGACUUCGCCCGCCGCGGUUUCCGAUCCCUGGGUGUUGCCUCCAAGCGUGGCGACGAGCCCUGGAAGGUCAUUGGCAUGUUGCCCAUGUUCGACCCUCCCCGUGAGGAUACUGCCCACACCAUCUUGGAAGCGCAAAACCUCGGUCUCAGCGUCAAGAUGUUGACUGGUGACGCCAUUGCUAUUGCUAAGGAAACCUGCAAGCUCCUGGCUCUCGGCACCAAGGUCUACAACUCGCAGCGCCUGAUUGCCGGCGGUGUUUCUGGUUCUGCCCAAUACGACCUCGUGGAGAAGGCUGACGGUUUCGCUGAAGUCUUCCCCGAGCACAAGUACCAGGUCGUCGAAAUGCUGCAGCAACGUGGUCACUUGACUGCCAUGACUGGUGACGGUGUCAACGAUGCUCCUUCCCUGAAGAAGUCUGACUGCGGUAUCGCCGUCGAAGGUGCCACCGAAGCCGCUCAAGCCGCUGCCGAUAUUGUUUUCCUCGCCCCCGGUCUCAGCACAAUCGUCGAUGCCAUCAAGGUCGCUCGCCAGAUUUUCCAACGUAUGAAGGCUUACGUGCAAUACCGUAUUGCCCUCUGCUUGCACUUGGAGCUCUACUUGACCACCUCUAUGAUCAUCAUCAACGAGACCAUCCGUACCGACUUGAUUGUGUUCUUGGCUUUGUUCGCCGAUCUUGCCACAAUUGCUGUCGCUUACGACAACGCUCAUUACGAACCCCGCCCUGUCGAAUGGCAAUUGCCUAAGAUUUGGUUCAUCUCAGUCAUUCUCGGUUUCCUUCUUGCCAUCUCUACCUGGAUCAUGCGUGGUACUUUCUUCUUGCCAUCUGGCGGUUUGGUCCAGAACUUCGGCAAUGUUCAACUUAUGCUUUUCCUCCAAGUCUCACUGGUUGAGAACUGGCUUAUCUUUGUCACCCGUGGAGGUCAAACCUGGCCUUCUUGGAAGUUGGUUGGCGCCAUCUUCGCUGUCGACGUCAUCUCCACACUCUUCUGUGUUUUCGGAUGGCUCCACGGCGGUCUUCACGAGCUCAAGACCCUCCCCAAGGAUUCCUUCCAAUCCAACCACUACAGUGUCCAGACCUCCAUCGUCACUGUUGUUGUCAUCUGGGGCUACUCAAUUGGUGUUACCAUCGUCACUGCCAUCGUCUACUUCCUUCUCCUCAGCGUCAAGUGGAUCGACAACUUGGGCCGUGAAUCUCGCAGCCAUGCCGAUACCACUAUGGAGAACAUCCUCUCUCACCUCAGCCGUGUUGCCAUUGAGCACGAAACAGAUGUCCACGGCAAGACCAAAUGGGUUCUGGGCUCAAGGGGCACUGGGGAAGAGGAGGAGGAGUAA